GACCCAGAAUCCUGGGAACAUGGGCACCGGAGUCCCAGCCUCGGAGCAGACCUGCUGUGCCCAAAGGGAUCCCCAGGCGUAUUGCCUUGAAGACACUGGAGGCACGGAGACCAUAAAGGUGACGGACCGUGAGAGGCCCGCCGACGAUCCGCCCCCAAACGACGGGGUGGACUCAGGGCAACUGAUGGCUUCCUAUGAGGGUCAAGCGAAGGGUUACCAGGUGCCCCCCUUUGGCUGGCGCAUCUGCCUGGCUCACGAGUUUGCAGAGAAAAGAAAACCUUUCCAUGCCAACAACGUCUCGCUCAGCAACAUGAUAAAGCACCUGGGCAUGGGCUUGAGGUACUUCCGGUGGUGGUACCGGAAGACCCAGGUGGAGAAAAAGACGCCUUUCAUCGACCUCAUCAACUGUGUGCCCCUGAGACAGAUCUACGGUUGUCCCUUGGGUGGCAUCGGGGGAGGCACGAUCACCCGGGGCUGGAGAGGCCAGUUCUGUCGUUGGCAGCUUAAUCCUGGAAUGUACCAGCACCGAACCGUCAUUGCUGACCAAUUCACAGUGUGCUUGCGUCGGAGAGGGCAGACCGUGUACCAGCAGGUCCUGUCCGUGGAGCGGCCCCGUGUCCUGCGCAGCUGGAACUGGGGCCUGUGUGGGUUCUUCGCCUUCUACCACGCACUCUACCCCCGAGCCUGGACUGUCUAUCAGCUUCCUGGCCAGAGUGUCACCCUCACCUGCCGCCAGAUCACACCCAUCUUACCCCACGACUACCAGGACAGCAGCUUGCCUGUCGGAGUCUUUGUGUGGGACGUGGAAAAUGAAGGCGAUGAAGCCCUGGACGUGUCCAUCAUGUUCUCCAUGCGGAACGGACUUGGCGGGGGAGACGACAGCCCCGGGGGCUUGUGGAAUGAGCCCUUCUGUCUGCAGCGCGAUGGGGAGACUGUCCAGGGGCUGCUGCUACACCACCCCAGCCCCCCAAAUCCCUACACCAUGGCAGUAGCUGCGCGGCGCACGGCAGAUACCACGGUGACCCACGUCACAGCCUUUGACCCUGACGGCACUGGGCAGCAGGUGUGGCAGGAUCUACUUCAUGAUGGACAGCUGGACUCCCCCACUGGCCCAAGCGCCGCCUCACAGAAAGGCGUCGGCAUCGCGGGGGCUGUGUGCGCGUCGGGCAAGCUGCCGCCCAGAGGCCGCUGCCGCCUAGAGUUCUCGCUGGCUUGGGAUAUGCCCAAAAUCAUGUUUGGCUCCAAGGGCCAAGAACACUACAGGCGGUACACGAGGUUCUUCGGCCCAGACGGCGACGCUGCCCCCGCCCUCAGCCACUAUGCCCUGUGUCAUUACACAGCCUGGGAAGAGAAGAUCUCGGCGUGGCAGAGCCCAGUGCUGGACGACAGGUCCCUGCCUGCCUGGUACAAAUCAGCGCUGUUCAACGAGCUGUACUUCCUGGCGGACGGGGGCACAGUGUGGCUGGAAGUUCCCGAGGACUCCCUGCCCGAGCCAGGGGGCGGCAUGUGUCAGCUGCGCCCCACCUUGCUGGAGUACGGCCGGUUUGGCUAUCUGGAAGGCCAGGAGUAUCGCAUGUACAAUACCUAUGACGUCCACUUCUACGCGUCCUUCGCCCUCGUCAUGCUCUGGCCCAAGCUGGAGCUCAGCCUGCAGUACGACAUGGCUCUGGCCGCCCUCGGGGAGGACCUGACCGAGCGACGGUACCUGAUGAGUGGGGUGGUAGCCCCUGUGAAGACGAAGAACGUUAUCCCCCAUGACAUAGGGGACCCAGAUGACGAGCCGUGGCUCCGGGUCAAUGCGUAUCUGAUCCAUGACACCGCUGACUGGAAGGACCUGAACCUGAAGUUCGUGCUUCAGAUUUACCGGGACUAUUACCUGACCAGUGACCGGGGCUUCCUGACGGACAUGUGGCCCGUGUGUCUGGCCGUGAUGGAGUCUGAGAUGAAGUUUGACAAGGACCAAGAUGGGCUCAUUGAGAACGGAGGCUAUGCAGACCAGACCUAUGAUGGAUGGAUUGCCACAGGCCCCAGUGCAUACUGUGGGGGACUGUGGCUGGCAGCCGUGGCUGUGAUGGUCCAGAUGGCCGCUCUGUGUGGGGCACAGGACAUCCAGGACAAAUUCUCCUCCAUCCUUAGCCGGGGCCGAGAGGCCUUUGAGAGACUGCUGUGGAAUGGCCGCUAUUACAACUACGACUGCAGCUCUCAGCCUCAGUCCUGCAGCAUCAUGUCUGACCAGUGUGCUGGGCAGUGGUUCCUGAGGGCCUGUGGCCUAGGGGAUGGAGACACUGAGGUGUUUCCUACCUCACACAUCGUCUGCGCUCUUCAGACCAUCUUCGAGCUCAAUGUCAAGGCCUUUGCAGGCGGUGCCAUGGGCGCUGUGAAUGGCAUGCGGCCACAGGGUGUCCCAGACAGGUCCAGUGUACAGUCGGACGAGGUCUGGGUGGGCGUGGUCUACAGUCUGGCGGCCACCAUGAUCCAGGAGGGCCUGACCUGGGAGGGGUUCCGGACAGCGGAAGGCUGUUACCGCACCGUGUGGGAGCGCCUGGGCCUGGCCUUCCAGACUCCCGAGGCAUACUGCCAGCAGCAGGUGUUCCGCUCGCUCGCCUACAUGCGACCCCUGAGCAUCUGGGCAAUGCAGCUGGCCCUGCAACAGCAGCAGCACAAAGCCAAACACAGGGCGAAGAGCACAGGACUAAGCACAGCGCCGGAAUUAGGACCAAAGGAAGUUACAGCCAGCCUGAGCCCGGAAUGAGCCCUCUGAACUGUGGGAAGGGCGUGCUGACAGCCCAGCCUCUAGCCUACCCUUCCCUCCACCCGAGUCUCCUGCGACCCUGAGCCACCAGGACAAUCAGAGCCCCUCCAGUCUCCCCACCCACCUGCGCCAGUAAAGAGGGAUGAGGGUGACCCUGGCAUCGGAUUCACUUAUUUAUUUCCCACCCCACCCCACCCUGCCCCACCGCAUGAAAUAUUCAAGGAGGUCAGUUGAUUUCCCCAGGCCCAUGCACGGGGUGAGAGACAGACACGGAUACAAAUAAAAGACCCAGAAAGCAA
Molecule: messenger RNA, 3051 nt
Organism: Sorex araneus (European shrew)
Lineage: Eukaryota; Metazoa; Chordata; Mammalia; Eulipotyphla; Soricidae
Gene: GBA2
Product: glucosylceramidase beta 2
Exons: 17
Coding region: 20-2752 (910 amino acids)
Biological process (GO): carbohydrate metabolic process; glucosylceramide catabolic process; central nervous system development
Cellular component (GO): membrane
Molecular function (GO): glucosylceramidase activity; beta-glucosidase activity
Source: RefSeq, a predicted model, not a curated record